UCGGGGUAGUAGGCUCCGUUAGCAAUGGCACUGGGGUGAAUGGCGUGGUGAAAGGGGGGAAAGGUGUUCUUGGGAAUAUAAGAAACGGCACUGGCAUCAGGGGCAACGUCGAAAGUGGAACAGGUGUCAUGGGGUAUGUUAUAGGAGGCACAGGCCUGAACGGCACAGUAGAGAAUGGCACUGGGGUAUUUUGGCAUGGUCUCGGGCGGAACCGGGGUGGCCGGGACUGUGCUUGACGGCACGGGUGUGAAUGGAACCAUCCUGAGUGGCACGGGCGUGAACGGGAGUGUGAGCGGAGGCACGGGCGUCGCGGGAGUCAUCGGCAGAGGCACCGGCGUGUCUGGCGUGGUCAACGGAGGCGUGGGCGUGAGAGGGUUCGUCGUACCAGACACCUAUCUGACUCGCCUGCUUAGGGAAACGCCGGCUGCUGGAACAGUUGGCGAUGAAACCCCAUACAUUGGUGGGGAAUCUCAAGUAGUUAGUGGUAGAACAGCAGGCACUGGUGGUGAAUCGACAGGUAUUGGCGGCGAAUCUCCGUUUAUUGGUGUUCAAACACCGUUUACUGUUGGUGAAAUAUCACUAGGUGAUAUAACUUCAGAUAUAGGAGGUAAAUCUCCAUUUGUCAGUGAUCUUAGAAAUGAAUCUCCGCUUCUUGGGAUGCAGUCACCAUUUGUUAGGGAUGAAGCACCAAUUUCUGAAAGUGAUUCACCAACACCUGGAGAUGAAGCACUAAUUCCUGAGGAUGAAUCAUCACUCGUUGGUGGAGAAUCACCAAUUGCUGGAGAUGAAUCACAAAUAAUUGGGGAGAAAGCAUUACAUGUUAGGGAUGAAUUCCCAAUACCUAUAGAUGUAGAUCCACCUACGGGUGAAGCACCGAUACCUAUGGAGGUAGAUCCACCUACGGAUGAAGCACCGAUACCUAUGGAUAUAGCACGUAGGGAUAAAGCACCAAGUUCUGUGGAUGAAGCACCAAUAUCAGGGGAUGGAUCACUAUUUGUUAGGGAUAAAAUACCGAUUGCUGGAGAUGAAUCACCAAUUUCGAGAGAUAAAUCAGCACCUGCUCAGGAUGAAGCACCGGUUUCUGGGGAUGAAUCAUCAUUUGUUGGGGGUGAAUCUGUAAUUCCUGAAGAUGAAUUGCCUGUUCCUGGAGAUGAGUCACCAUUUGUUGGGGAUGAAUCACCAACUCCCGGGGGCGAGCCUCCAACUUCUAGGGAUGAAUCGCCACUUGUUGGGGGAGAAGAAUCAUUUGUUGAGGCUGGAGCUGCGGGCGAGGCCCCCAAUAGCGGAGGCAGCGCGUCGCUUGACGGGAGGUCGGCCGCUGAUGAAGCCCCGGCCAUACCCUCGGAGGUGCCUGCUGUGCCUCUUCCAGUCUUCGGAGAGGCACCCGCUGUGGGCGGCGAUUCCGUUGUUGCUGAUGACGCUGACGGAGGCGAGGGUAAAAGUCCCUUCGACCCACACAACUCUUUACUCCACUUUCUCAGUGCACAUCGCGGAAAUAUAUGCGACACCUUUGACGAGACUUCUCAAACUGACCUGAAGAGCGUCCAGAGGGAUCGCUGGAGGAGUGGUAGAAGGCGUUGGCAGAAGAAGGGAACCAAAGCCAAGAGAGGAUGGGAGGAGCAAUACGGUUCAAGAGCAGAGAACAUUUGCAUCGUAACUGCCGCGCACGAGGUCGUGAAGCCGCUUGCUUGUCCUCGUUGGCGGCGGCGGGAAGGAGAGCACGGCGUUCUCUCCUCACGCCCUCGCGGCCAAGGGGCUUCAGGGUGGGGCGAAGGCGUCCUGUGUGCUGCAAAAGGCCGGGGAAACACCAGUCCCAAGGUGACAACUUGUACCCUCUGCGGGCCGGAGCGCGCGGGUGACCGACACGCCCACUCGACCGUGGCCUCAGACACGCCGUCAAGGGUUAGGAUCACCUGUGGCGGGUUUCCUCCGGCAGCGGCUGCAGCAGCCGUUGUCUACUUCACCGCCACGGGUGCAGCCCUGGUGCAAGAAAAACAAUGGAAAAGAGACACCCACAGAGCACCUGCAGCCGAGGCAGCCGCGUGGCGAGCUCGGACACCCAAAGGGCAGCAGCGCGCCGUAGUGGUCGCUGUCUCGCACGAUCAGAUCCGCCUCUCCACGAAGGACGGCAGCCGGCCGCCGACGCGCCGCUCAGGUGCCCGCGGAACCACCUGA
Messenger RNA from Penaeus monodon (black tiger shrimp), 2175 nucleotides. RefSeq lists its product as uncharacterized. Bases 175 to 2175 code for a protein of 666 amino acids. The transcript is spliced from 7 exons. NCBI's taxonomy places the organism in Eukaryota, Metazoa, Arthropoda, Malacostraca, Decapoda, Penaeidae. The record is from RefSeq and is a predicted model, not a curated record.